Messenger RNA from Podospora bellae-mahoneyi, 914 nucleotides. RefSeq lists its product as uncharacterized. Bases 1 to 777 code for a protein of 258 amino acids. NCBI's taxonomy places the organism in Eukaryota, Fungi, Ascomycota, Sordariomycetes, Sordariales, Podosporaceae. The transcript has 4 exons. The record is from RefSeq and is a predicted model, not a curated record.
AUGGCCAUCGACCUCGGCUACGGCAAGCAUGUCUGGCAAAUUCCCUUUCGAAACCUCAACGACAUGUUCCUCAUCGGGCAGAUCACCGUCACGCUCGCCAUCUGCAGCCAAGCCUGGUCCAAGACCUCGUUUGCCAUCUCACUUCUCAUGAUCCACGAUGGCAUACACGGCAAGACCAGGGUGUUUAUCUGGUUUGCCAUUGUGAGCAUGAACAUGCUGUUUGGCGUGUCGGCCAUGCUGUUUUGGGUUGGGUGCACGCCGCUGGAGAAGGCGUGGCAUCCGUUCAUGAGAGGGACUUGUUGGAGCCCGAAUGUGGUUAUCACUUAUGGAAUCUUUGCUAGUGCUUACUCUGGUGUGAUGGAUCUGGUUCUGGCUAUUAUUCCCUGGAAGAUUAUCAUGAACUUGCAGAUGCAGACAAGAGAGAAGAUUGGUGUGGCGUUGGCGAUGAGUAUGGGUGUUUUUGCUGCCGCGUCAGCUUUCAUCAAGUGUUCGUCACUGCCCGAGCUGGGAGGUCGUGAUUUUCCACACGACGGGGUCACACUCGUAAUAUGGGGUAAUGCCGAGGCAGCAGUCACCAUCAUGGCCGCAUCAGUGCCAAUGCUUCGUGCAUUGGUACGAACUGUCAGGCCUUCGCGACGAAGGAACUAUUACUCAAGCUACAGCCGUUCGAGACGGACUGAGCGGUCGUCCAGGAGGGUUUACUACAACAAACCAAGGCGAGACUUGGUGACCAUGACUGGGUCGACGUGGACACGUGGAUCGAGCAGCAGGACGUAGUGAGUUAAUGCGGUAGGUAUUGGUCUCAACGGUUUAGAUAUAUAGGCGUCAACGGUGUACACAUGGAGUUCAGGUCGGGUUCGUUUUGUCAGUUCGAGGUUUAUAAGAACGUCGACUUGUUUUUCGUUACGAAAGAA